This is a messenger RNA of Saprolegnia parasitica CBS 223.65, 865 nucleotides long. RefSeq lists its product as hypothetical. NCBI's taxonomy places the organism in Eukaryota, Oomycota, Saprolegniomycetes, Saprolegniales, Saprolegniaceae. Gene Ontology annotation, biological process: L-arginine biosynthetic process. Gene Ontology annotation, cellular component: mitochondrial matrix. The annotation marks the transcript as partial. The transcript is spliced from 5 exons. The record is from RefSeq and is a predicted model, not a curated record. Gene Ontology annotation, molecular function: arginine binding; acetylglutamate kinase activity; oxidoreductase activity, acting on the aldehyde or oxo group of donors, NAD or NADP as acceptor.
AAAGGACCGCGGACAAAAGCACAGCUCAAUCGUCGACGCGGGCCAGAUCCCCGUCCUUUCCUGCCUCGGCGAGUCCAAAACCGGGCAGCUGCUCAACAUCAACGCCGACGUCGCAGCGCGCGAGCUCGUGAUCACGCUGCAGCCGCACAAGACGAUCUUCGUCAACGCCAAGGGCGGCUGGCUCGAAGACGGCGUCAAAGUACCCAAACUGGACAUGAGCACGGACUAUGCGACCAUGGCGGCGCGCGACUACACGGGGCGCCAAGGCACCUUGCUCAAGCUCAACGAGAUCAACACGCUGCUGCAGGCGCUGCCGUCCACGUCGUCGGUCGUGCUCACGUCCGCGGCCGCGCUCGCCAACGAAAUCGUGUCGGGGCACUCGGCCGGCGGCGGCGAUCACGUCGACGCGCCGCUGCACUUUUGCAGCGGAAAGAAGAAGAAGGUUGGGCUCAUGGGCGCGCGUGGCUACGUUGGCCGCGAGCUCAUUCGCGUCCUCGGCGGCCACCCGGAAUUGGACUUGGUCGUCGCGAGCUCGCGGGCGCUCUCUCCAGUGCUGACCACGCCCAAGGUGAUGGACCUCGUCGCCAUGUCGGGCGACCUCGAGCUCGUCUCCAGUCAAGGCUACCUCGAGAUCCCGGAGCUGCUCGUCGCUCGUGGCUACGAGGCUGCUCGUGGCCACCGCACGCAGUUUGUGCAGGAGGCUUUUCCGACACCCACGACGCUGCCACUUUGGGUCUCGGAGCGCACGAUGAUCCGAGCAGCGUCCUACGACCACCUCGACAUGCUGCGGCAUUUGCACGAAGUCGGCGGCCUUGAAUGGACGCCACUGCUCCACGAGGUGCCGCGGGUCCAAGAAGAGCAGUAA